GGGCGCGCUCUCACUCACACAAACACAACAUGACAGAACUGCCACAGCCAGAGACCAUCCAGCGCCAGCCAGCCAGCCAAAAUCCAAAAUAAAAGUGUCUUCAAAUGAAAUGAACGCCAAUAGUGAGCUGCCUGCAUUAAAUCGCUUUAUUAUUGACCACUUGAGUUGUUUUGUUUCGCAAAUUCCGACUCCACCGGUGAAAGCAACAUCAGCAGCAAGACCAGCAACAACAACAACAACCAAGGGCAAAACUACCAACUCGUCGUCGAUCGAGGUGAUCAGCUUCAGCGGCAAGAGACGGCGGAAGUCGACGACGCGGGUGGUGGCCGGAGGAGCGCGGUGGUGGUGGCGGCGUGACGACCAGCGGAAGGUGGUGGUUCACCAAAGCAGAGCGCAAAAUCAGCAAGAAGAGACCAAGAAGAAGGUGGUCCCCGGGGGAAGCAGCUGGGGGAGGAGCAGGAGAUGUUUGCGGAGAAGCUGCUCGCAAGCGUCGCCAAAACGGAUAUGAUGGCGGCGGCGGCCAACAGCCGAAGUGACACGGAGGACCUGCUGUUCGAGCAGUUGGUACCGGUCGGGAUGCUCAACGGCACCAUGAGCAUCCAGAAGCCCCAGACGGUAAUCACCGAUCUGGGCAAAUCGCUGCUCCAGGCAGCCAAAACCGGCAACACUGAAAAGGUCCACGAGCUGAUGAGCCGGGGCGCUCCGUUCACGGCCGACUGGUUGGGAACCUCCCCGCUGCAUCUAGCGGCGCGCUACAAUCACGUGGAAACGUGCAAAGUGCUGCUUCGGGCCGGCAUCAGCAAGGACAGUAAAACCAAGGUCGACCGGACGCCGCUCCACUUUGCCUCCUUCCAGGGCAACGUGGACAUUGUGGAGCUGCUGCUGAACGCCAAGUGCGAGGUGGACGCCAAGGAUAUGCUGAAAAUGACCGCCCUGCACUGGGCCGUGGAAAAGCGCCACGACAAGAUCGUGGAGCGGUUAUUGCAGCACGGGGCCGAUCCGAACGCGGUGUCCAAGUUUGGCAAAUCGCCCAUCAGUAUUGCGACCGAAGCGGGCCAAGUUGAUCUGGUGCGGAUUCUGCUGCUGGCGAACCAGAUGCGGGCCGCGAGUCAGGAACAGGUCCAGGAAGCCACGGACAGUCUCAUGUACGAGCUGCAGCAGCACAAGGAGCGCGACAGCAGUGCGACCAACCUGGUGGACGACGCCGACGACGCCAUCACGAUGGACCUGAGCAACGACGGAAGUAUCUCUAACAUCUCCAACCGCAACUCGAUGUCGGCAAGCGCGGCAGCGGGUGUCACCACCACCAUCGACGUGGACGAGCACGACGGCAACUCCAACGACACGGACAAUCUCAUCGAGAAGGAGGACAGUCUGAGCGAUGCCAUCAUCAACCUGGAACAGAACACCGAACAGGACCCCAACAAUCUGGACUCGAACACGCUCCAGAUGCUCAAAGAGCACGGCAUCGCGAUGAUUCCGUCCGACGACUCCGGCAGCAGCCUAAUCACGUCCGCCAUCCAGAGUGGGCGCAAAAUAGUGCUCUCCGAGGCCGGCAAGUUCGCACUCAACGAAACGCGGAUGCAAUCCACGCCACCAACAACGAAGAAAACAAUCAAAAUUAUCAAAAAGACUUCGCCUUACAUGGUGUCGCAGCACCACCAGAAUCAGAACCAGCACCGGCAAUCGAUGAUACAUGGUGGUGGUGGUGGCGGCGGAGGAGGAGGAGGAGCCGGCGGCGGGACAAUCAAAACCAACAAAGUCAUCAAGAUACUGUCCGCGGAGGAGUUUAAGCAGAUUUGCGGCGGAGAGGUUAGCGGGCUGAAGAAGAUUGCCUCGUCCGACUACCGGAAAGCGGUCCAGGGCUCGACGACGACGAUGAGAGUGCCCCACGGCGUUCACCGCGCGCCCGGAACGCUAGGUUCACCCUCAGGCGUUCCCAACAAGCAAUUCAAGAAGAUCGUCACUACCAAGUACCGGUUGCCGGGUUCCUCAGUCGGUGGCUCUUCCAGCAGCAGUUUUACCACCGCCGGUAACAACCGUCACGUAAUCACCUCGGCCGAUGGCGUCAAACGGUUGCGGACCGCCACCGGGAUGGAGAUCAUCUCCAAACUGCCCACCAAGCUUCCCCAGGACACGGUCGUAUCGGUGGAGGGUGCCAAGCAGCAGCAGCAGUCGACGUCCUCGCUGUCCAGUGGGAUCGUGCCGAUUUCGACGGUGAGUUCCUCGGGCCAGCAGCGGCUGGUAAGUAGCAAUUCGAAUUUAUCUUCCAAUUCCGCGCUGGGGAGUUCCGCGUCGUCGUCGAUGACGUUGGGCGAGCUGGAACGGCACUUCCUCGAGCUGAAAAAGCAAACCGAUGAUCUGCGCAAACAGUUUGAGCUGUCGCAGAAGCAGAACGAAGAGUACCGAGCGCGGGUGGACAAGCUCGAGAAGGAGGUGCAAACGCUGAAGCAGAGUAGUAGUAAUAAUCCUAACAAUUUUAUAGAGAUAGUUUAGAAACGGUUGAGAUGUUGGCAGGGCUAGAGGGGAGAGGGCGAUAGUGUGAGGUAAAAGUGGCGCGAAGGAUUCAGUUUAGAGAUUAUUUAUUACGGUAAAAUGUUUUCCGACGUUGGGAGGGGAAUGCGAACAGUACAACGCGUUGGUUGUAUUUCGGUUAUAUAUUUUUAUAGGAAAACACUGUGCUGCAAUUAUUACGGUACGCAAAGUUGAAGACAGCUCUCGACAGGAAACAAACAAGAAUAUUAAAAACAACACACUAAUAACUGCUAUUAUUACGCAAACAAGUACGCGCUCAUCUCCUAACUUCCGUUUUGGGCGGAAAUCGGGACCGAAAAUCCCGAAUGUUCGCGCGCAUAAUGUCCCAAUUCCAC
Molecule: messenger RNA, 2870 nt
Organism: Culex pipiens pallens (northern house mosquito)
Lineage: Eukaryota; Metazoa; Arthropoda; Insecta; Diptera; Culicidae
Gene: Atac3
Product: probable serine/threonine-protein kinase DDB_G0272282
Exons: 7
Coding region: 463-2496 (677 amino acids)
Biological process (GO): positive regulation of transcription by RNA polymerase II
Cellular component (GO): nucleus
Molecular function (GO): transcription cis-regulatory region binding; protein binding
Source: RefSeq, a predicted model, not a curated record